CUUUCUCAUCAGAUCCGCUCAUGUUGGCCCAGCGAGAUCACCGGUCUCAAAACGGCACUUGCAUUUUCCUUUAUAAUUUGUAUAAUUUCAUGGGUGAUGGUCAAGCGAUCACGCAAUGGUGCUCCUCCUUUGCCGCCGGGCCCACGAGGCCUGCCGUUGAUCGGCAGCCUCCCAUUCGUCGAACCCGAUCUACACCGUUACUUCGCCAAAUUAGCCAUGAUCUAUGGCCCAGUCAUGAAGAUACAACUAGGUAGCAAGCUCUGUGUAGUAUUAAGCUCGCCUAAAGUAGCUAAACAGGUCCUUAAGGACCACGACGCCAUCUUCGCCAACCGCGACGUCUCUGCUGCAGCCAUAGCCCUAACAUACGGUGGGAUUGACAUAGGGUUCAGUCCCUACGGCUCAGAUUGGCGGAUGAUGCGCAAGGUGUGCUCUCAAGAGAUGAUGAACUCCACGGUUCUGGACUCGUACUAUGCCCUGCGUAGACGCGAGGUGCACCAGACGGUGCACUACGUGCGGACCCAAGCUGGCAAACCGGUGAAUAUAAGCGAUGUAGCGUUUGGAGCAUCGCUCAAUGUGGUGACGAGCAUGAUAUGGGGUGAUACGCUCGAUGCUGAGGAUAGACGGAGUGUGGGCCAUGAGUUUCGACGUGUGGCCUGUGAGGCCAUGGAUUUAUUGGGUAAGUCUAACGUCUCGGAUCUUUUUCCUAUCAUAUCAAGGUUUGAUGUACAAGGUGUGGUGGGCCACAUGAAGAGGGUUUCAUCGUGGUUGGAUCGGAUCUUUGAUUCGGUCAUAGAUCAACGAAUGAAAAUGGAUCGAGAGGAGGGAGAGGGGAAAAGCAAAGAUUUUUUGCAGUUGGUUUUGCGGCUUCAGAAGGAAGGGGGCACGAAAACGCCUAUGACUAUGAACCACAUCAAGGCUAUGUUUGUGGACUUGGUGGUAGGUGGCACGGACACCACAUCAACUACAAUAGAGUGGGCCAUGGCUGAGAUGAUGCAGAAUCCAGAAAUAAUGAGAAAAGCCCAACAGGAAUUAGAACAAGUGGUAGGGAUGGACGACAUGGUAGAAGAGUCACAUGUGCCAAAGCUCCGCUAUUUGGACGCAGUCAUUAAGGAAACCCUACGUUUACACCCGCCGGUCGUGUUCUUGGUUCCAAGGUCCCCAAGCCAACAAUGCACUAUAGGAGGUUAUACGGUCCCAAAGGGUGCCCGGGUCUUUAUUAACACAUGGGCCAUACAUAGGAACCCUGAGGCUUGGGAUAACCCUUUGGAGUUUUGUCCUGAGAGAUUCUAUAAAUCUACAAGCAAAUGGGAUUACAAUGGCAAUGAUGUUCGUUUCAUUCCGUUUGGGUCAGGAAGGAGAAUAUGUGCAGGAAUUCCUAUGGCAGAGCGAAUGCUAACUCAUGUUUUAGCUUCGCUCUUGCAUUCGUUCGACUGGCGAUUGGCAGAGGGGACGAAGCUCGAUCUUUCAGACAAGUUUGGACUCAUUUUGAAGAAAGAGAUACCAUUCGUCGCCAUCCCAACGCCGAGAUUGUCAAAUCUUGAGCUUUACUCUUGA
Molecule: messenger RNA, 1554 nt
Organism: Magnolia sinica
Lineage: Eukaryota; Viridiplantae; Streptophyta; Magnoliopsida; Magnoliales; Magnoliaceae
Product: flavonoid 3'-monooxygenase CYP75B137-like
Exons: 2
Coding region: 97-1554 (485 amino acids)
Molecular function (GO): oxidoreductase activity, acting on paired donors, with incorporation or reduction of molecular oxygen; iron ion binding; monooxygenase activity
Source: RefSeq, a predicted model, not a curated record